Molecule: messenger RNA, 913 nt
Organism: Phoenix dactylifera (date palm)
Lineage: Eukaryota; Viridiplantae; Streptophyta; Magnoliopsida; Arecales; Arecaceae
Product: Integrase-type DNA-binding superfamily protein
Biological process (GO): regulation of DNA-templated transcription
Molecular function (GO): DNA binding; DNA-binding transcription factor activity
Source: RefSeq, a predicted model, not a curated record
UCUUCUACCCCCACCUCAUAGCAUUCGCCAGGCCAGCGCCCAAGUCGCGUGCGGGCCGCUUUCCUCCAGCCUGAAUCCAGGCUCGCCCGUUGCUGGCCUCCCGGCCACGCCCAUCUCACGUACGGACGACGAGACUCCCAGCGAUAUGGCCACGCUCUGCGUCCUCCCUAAAUCGCACACCAACUCCUCAUCACUUCACUCAUCACUGCAUGCGCCACCAUCCCACUGCGCAUGGCUACCAACCCUCCGGCAGCCGGAGGAAAGCACCGGAGCUACCGCGGAGUCCGGUACCGCAGCGGCAAGUGGGUGUCGGAGAUCCGGGAGCUCGGCAAGGACAGCCGCAUCUGGCUCGGCACCUAUCCAACCCCCGAGAUGGCGGCGAUGGCCCACGACGUCGCCGCCCUCGCACUCCGAGGCCCCGGCACCGUCCUCAAUUUCCCUGACGCCGUCGGGCGUCACCCUGCCCUGGCAUCCACAUCACGGGCCGAUAUCCGUGCAGCCGCAUCGGCGGCAGCGGCGGCAAUGACCGUCUCGGGGACGCAGAGGCCGGAAACCAGCAGUGCCGCCGAUCGUCGGUGUUGGUUCGACGGCAAGAGUACUGGUUGCGAGGAGGAGCUCGAUGAGGUUAAAUUUUUGGAUGAGGAUGAGAUCUUCGACAUGCCGCAGCUGCUGACGAGCAUGGCGGAGGGGAUGCUGAUGACCCCACCGAGCUGGUUCUGCCCGUCACCGAGCGAGGACACGCCGGAGGCUUCAGGAGUGGAGAGCCUGUGGAGCUAUCCUUAAUUAAACUAAAGGGAGAUCUCCCUUUAUAUAGUUCAGUUAAUACACAGAUAGCGAGAGUGCUGCUUUCUGUUGGAAGUUUAUUGUAUAAUACUUUAUAUUACUUAGUUUGUAUGCAUGGUAAAGUUACACU